GAAUGUCCCUGUUUCCCUUUACCCGUCUUGCUGCAAUGGAAGUGCUGCUGUUAACCCUUACAACAAUCCUGGCUGUUACCUCAGAUCAGGAAUUUGGUGAAGCUUACUACAAACGUUUGGAACCUGGUUAUUCCUAUGGUUAUCUUCAGACAUCUCCAACACAACAAUUCUCCACCGUAUCAAGUGUACUGGAAUGUGCCGUCAUGGCUCUGAACAGCCAAUCAGAAUUCUUUACUUACCACAAAGUCAGCCAUGUUUGUAAGAAUUAUUCACCGAAAAAUAUAAUGACAGUCGUCAGCAUGAAUGACAGCAACGAGAUUUCCUUCUAUAGAUGAACUGAAUGGAUCAAAACCUAUGCCAUAUCAAUGGGAGCAAAUUCGUUAAUCUAUAAUUCCAUCCUCAAUAUAGGAAGUCCUUCAACUUGGAAUGUGGACAAGUGCAAUGGUAUCUACUGUCCUAAUUUCUUUCAACACCCAAUACUUGAUAUCUGGAACCGUUUACCAAUCGAGCAGGUAUAUAUAAACACAAACAUACGAUACAUAUAUCCUUAGUGAUUACAGCUGUAAAUUUGCAUAUUGGGGUGUUUACAUUAAAUGUGAUACGUAAAUAGAUAUUUUAAUCUUAUACUGCUUCUAUUGUGUAUAACAGAUCUUUAUUCAUCCGGGCGGCUCUUCGCAACACCAGUGAUUGUUUGUUCAUUGUUUUCCUAUAUAACUGUGGCGACAUAUCUUCUCUAAGCA
Octopus bimaculoides (California two-spot octopus) is the source of this 740-nucleotide messenger RNA. RefSeq lists its product as uncharacterized. The record is from RefSeq and is a predicted model, not a curated record. Lineage: Eukaryota; Metazoa; Mollusca; Cephalopoda; Octopoda; Octopodidae.